GCGCUGAUGAUGGCAUGUCAGCAGAAGACAAGGAACAGAUGCGCGUCGGCACGAUAAGGGUGCGCGAAGCAAUGGGAGACCUGGGCGACUUCACAAGCGACGAGCAAAUACAGGAAGCCUUAUGGCACUACUACUAUGACGUCGGCAAGAGCGUGAGCUAUCUGAAGAACAAGCUGGGGAUUGCGGAGCCCAAGAAGGAAGCCCCGAAGCAAGAGAAGGCCAAACCAACAUCGCGAUUCGAUCAAGCCGCCAACGUCGCUAACCAGAAUGCGCCGGUACCCACAGGGACCACACCGAAGAAGAAAAAGAAGCAAACCAAUGGCGAUUUGGCCGAAUCGGUUGAAAAGCUAUCAGUCACCGAUGAACCAAGAGUCAAGAGCAAAAACUUGAACGUUGUCGACGAGUUUGAGAAGAGCAACACAAAGAGGCUUGCCAAUUUUGUAGUUCUGGGACAUGUCGACCACGGAAAAAGCACGCUCAUGGGCCGCCUACUAUACGAUCUCAAAGUCAUCGAUCAGCGAUCAAUAGACAAGCUAAGGAAAGAAGCCGAGACCAUUGGAAAGUCAUCUUUUGCACUGGCCUGGGUCAUGGACGAAACGAGUGAAGAAAGAAGCCGUGGUGUUACUGUUGAUAUUGCCACGAACUACUUUGAAACAGAAAAGACAAAAUUUACCAUACUAGACGCUCCUGGUCAUAAGGAUUUCAUUCCAAACAUGAUAUCAGGAGCAUCUCAGGCCGACUUUCCUGUUUUAGUCAUCGAUGCCGGUACCAACAGCUUCGAGUCUGGUCUAAAGGGCCAAACCAAGGAACACAUCAUGAUCGCCCGGAGCAUGGGAAUGCAACACAUUAUCGUAGCCGUCAACAAGAUGGACACGGUUGGUUGGUCAAAGUCGCGGUUCGACGAGAUUGCGAAACGCAUGACGGCGUUCCUGACGGAAGCAAGUUUCUUGGAGAAACGAAUCACCUUUAUACCAUUGGCCGGUCUGACAGGGGAGAACAUUGUCAAGAAGGUUGACAACUCCGCCGCUCAUUGGUACACUGGUGAGACUCUGCUGGAAGCGCUGGAGCGUAUCGAACUGCCACGGCGCAACCUCGAGAAAGCACUUCGUUUGUCUGUGGCCGACGUCUUUAAGGGAGACAUGCGUUCGCCACUCAGCAUAUCCGGCCGCAUUGAUGCCGGAACAGUGCAAGUCGGCGAUGUAAUCCUUGCACUCCCCGCCAACGAGACGGCCACGAUCAAAUCCAUUGAAGUCCGAGACGCGCCCGUGGAUUGGGCUGUGGCAGGACAAAUUCCCACACUCCACCUCACCGACAUUGAUCCCGUGCACCUCCGCCAAGGCGACAUUUGCUGUGCACCCAAGGACCCCGUCAAGUUGGUCAAAGCCUUCACAUCGAAGCUCCUGGCUUUCGAGCACGUGCUGCCAAUGCCAGUUGAAGUAUUUCGCAGCACACUCAACUCGCCUGGUAGUAUCAGGACGCUGAGUGCUCGACUGAACAAAUUCACGGGCGAGGUGAUAAAGAAGAAGCCGAGGAUUGUCAAGCCGGGCGAGGUGGCGAGGAUCGUGGUGCAGUUGGAGAGGGAGCUGCCGAUUGAAGAGGGGAUGCGGGUUGUGCUGAGGGAGCGGGGGAGGACAGUUGGCGCAGGAUUGAUGGAGAAUGUAGCGUAGGGUUUUUGGCUCUAGAUGCUCGCAUCAAAAUAAGAAAUAGGUAAGUGUAAUAUGG
This is a messenger RNA of Exserohilum turcica Et28A, 1722 nucleotides long. RefSeq lists its product as uncharacterized. The record is from RefSeq and is a predicted model, not a curated record. The transcript has 3 exons. NCBI's taxonomy places the organism in Eukaryota, Fungi, Ascomycota, Dothideomycetes, Pleosporales, Pleosporaceae. Gene Ontology annotation, biological process: translation. Gene Ontology annotation, molecular function: GTP binding; GTPase activity. Bases 15 to 1667 code for a protein of 550 amino acids.